CAGAGAACCGCCCUCUCUCCAAACUCCCAGUUCUGGGACCAGUGUGACUGUUAACGAAAGGUGCCAAUCACAGGCAGCCUUAGCCAGAUGCCUGCGAGUUGAGUUAAAAAAAAAAAAAAGGCAGGUUGAGGGCAUAGAGGAAAAGAUCAUAGCAACCUCCAAUCCCAAUACACAUGCACGUAGGAUUCCCAACAAGCAAACAGCAGGAUAUCUCCGACUACUCCGAGGACGCAGAGCACCACAAACAGGAACUUUAAAGGGAUUGAAAUCUGUUGCCUGUUCCACUAGGAAUAUUGUUUGCAAGGCACAAGGUGUCUUUUGGUCGAGAGCACCCUCUGCGCAUGCGCAGGUCCAUUCGGGAAUUACUGCCCUGCCGCCGACUAAGUUGCAUUCCUUGAAUCUUCGCCGAAAAGACAAUUCUUUAAUCAGAGUUAGUAAUGUGGACAGUGCAUAAUCGAGAGAGUUUGGGGCUUCUGUCUUUCCCUGUGAUGAUUGCCAUGGUCUGUUGUGCACACAGCGCCAAUGAGCCCAGCAACAUGUCAUACGUGAAAGAGACAGUGGACAGAUUGCUCAAAGGAUAUGACAUUCGCUUGCGGCCGGACUUUGGAGGGCCCCCCGUGGACGUCGGGAUGCGGAUCGAUGUCGCCAGCAUAGACAUGGUUUCCGAAGUGAACAUGGAUUAUACGCUCACCAUGUAUUUCCAGCAGUCUUGGAAAGACAAAAGGCUUUCUUAUUCUGGAGUCCCGCUAAACCUCACGCUAGACAACAGGGUAGCCGACCAACUGUGGGUACCAGAUACAUACUUUCUGAAUGACAAGAAAUCAUUCGUGCAUGGGGUUACAGUGAAAAACCGAAUGAUCCGGCUGCAUCCUGAUGGAACAGUUCUGUAUGGGCUCCGAAUCACAACCACAGCUGCAUGUAUGAUGGAUCUACGAAGAUAUCCUCUGGAUGAACAAAACUGCACUCUGGAGAUUGAAAGUUAUGGCUAUACUACUGAUGACAUUGAGUUUUACUGGAAUGGAGGAGAGGGAGCAGUAACCGGAGUAAAUAAAAUUGAGCUUCCUCAGUUUUCAAUUGUCGACUACAAGAUGGUGUCCAAGAAGGUGGAGUUCACAACAGGGUCAUAUCCACGACUAUCACUAAGUUUCCGUCUAAAGAGAAACAUCGGUUACUUCAUUUUGCAGACCUACAUGCCUUCCACACUGAUUACAAUUCUGUCCUGGGUGUCUUUUUGGAUCAACUAUGAUGCUUCUGCAGCCAGAGUCGCACUAGGAAUCACCACGGUGCUGACAAUGACAACCAUCAGCACUCACCUCAGGGAGACCCUGCCAAAGAUCCCGUACGUCAAAGCAAUUGAUAUUUACCUGAUGGGUUGCUUUGUGUUUGUGUUCCUGGCUCUGCUGGAAUACGCCUUUGUAAAUUACAUCUUCUUCGGAAAAGGCCCCCGGAAAAAGGGAGCUGGCAAACAAAACCAGAGUGCCAAUGAUAAGAACAAACUGGAGAUGAAUAAAGUCCAGGUCGACACCCACGGCAACAUUAUCCUCAGCACCCUGGAAAUCAGGAACGAGACGAGCGGCUCGGAAGUGCUCACGGGCAUGAGCGACCCCAACACCACCAUGUACUCUUACGACAGCGCCAGCAUCCACUACCGCAAGCCCCGGGCCACCCGCGAGGCCUACGGGCAUCCGCUGGACCGCCACGCGCACGGCAAGGGGCGCAUCCGCAGGCGCGCCUCGCAGCUCAAAGUCAAGAUCCCCGACUUGACUGAUGUGAACUCCAUAGACAAGUGGUCCCGAAUGUUUUUCCCCAUCACCUUUUCUCUGUUCAACGUCGUGUAUUGGCUUUACUAUGUACACUAAGGUCUGUCCUAAGGGUUCGGAAACAACUGCUUUCCUCCUUUGAGUUUUAACCCCACAGGUCCCCAGCAGCGAGACUGCUGUGUUUUUGAGGUAAGAGAUUCAGCCAUCUAAUUGGUUUUAGGUCUUGCAUAUCAAUUUUAUUACUGCACCAUGUUUACUUCAAAAAAGGAAAACAACAACACUAUUUUUUUCCAGUCUACUGUGGUCCAGGUUAUCAGCUCUUUCGAGCUCUAUAAUUGCCAUGUUUACAAACACCCACGAAGAGAGACGUUAGAUAGGCAGCUCUUGAGCAGUCCUUCCUAGUUGCCCUGGAUUUUAUUGCUUCGUUUUUAAAAUAAGAAUGAAAAGAGGGCCUAGUUCUCUGUGCAGGCUGCUUCCUGGUAAACUGUAACAGUCUCAUACUGCCAAAAACAACAACACAAUUUCCAGGAUCUCAGAAGAAAAAACACACAAAGCCAUUGACCAGUUACAGAUUUCCAGGAAGGAAACAAAGAGGAGCCUAAAAGAGAAAGACUCCUCCCACCCCUAAUUCUCUCAGCUCUGCUCGAGGAAGAGGAGGGAGGAGUGGCAGGCACUGGUGGAGGUCAUGCAAACCCAAUCUUGCCAGUUUCACCUCCCCAUUGAGCCGGACAUUCUGAAAAAUAUUCUUUCUCAGACUUCCAGGCUGAUUUAAAAUUAACAUUAGACUCCACCCUGGUAACCAUUGAGAACAUUUUUCCUUUCUUCUUGAGAAUGAGGAGUUUGGGGGUUAAUGACUUUUUUUUUUAAAACUAUUUCAAAUGAACAGCCCUGAACUCAUUCAUUAGCCUGGAAUCACUUGACGCUGACAUGAAGCCAUGCCAUCACAUUUCCCUGGUUCCUGCUCCAGAGAGAGUGAGAGGAAGGGGGGUGGGAGAAGAGGGCUUCAAAGAUGGGGAUCGUGAGCAAUUUUUGCUUGAGAAAAAUAUUGCUCUUUCCAUGAAGAAGGCAAGACUUAUCUGCUGUGAAAAGGGUGCCUGGGCAGUUACCUGAACUGCCAAAUCUUAAAUCAAAUAGUAUAUAUUUCUUAGCCUUCCAGAGAGCAGUUUCUAAUGGUGAUAGGCUAGUUGCACCAGCGUCAACUGGCCCCUUAUGGCUCUGCUCUCUGAGCUCUGCAUUCCAAAAUAGGAAACGACUGCUUCAGGAAAUGCAAUUGCACCCAUUUUGGUGUCAGACUUCUCUGAGGCCAGAUUUCUAUUUUAAAGGAAACCUUCAAAAGGGCAAAACCACAGAUAACAACAAUGACAAACUCACUGGGCCUUCAAGCAUUUACACCAGACCCUAGCUACACUCAUUAAUCGCUGUCAUCACGGCUCUGCCUUAUCUCUGUUCAUAGGUUGCUUUGGUCAUGGUCAUCAUAGGAGGGGCGUCUCUGAGUAGCCCAACACAUGAUUCUAAAUCGCUCUAACCAUCUGCAGAUGAGACUCAUACCAUUUAUGUCAUUAAAGACCCAUUGCUUUUUUUUUUUUUCUUCAGCUGAACAUCAAAGAAUUCUGUAUCUUUAUUUGCAUGGUUGUGUGAGACCCUGAGUUUACCAAUCAAUUAUGGAGGCGAUUGGGACCUACUCCUUGAGUGUAAAAUAAGGGUUGAGGAAAUAAUAGGAUGGUUGCCUCACUUAAAGACCUGGCUUUCUCCCUAAGGCUGUGAUGAGGGUCCAUGUUUACAAUAGCAUCAGCUGCUAGAAAUUAUAGCCUGCGUUGAAAGAUAAGGCUGAAUUUCUAUCGAUGAGCCCAAGGAGAGAGAGUUGUAAGAUAUUCUUCUAGAAAGCAAGAGGAAAAGAGAAUCCCAGAAUAAAUGAAUGGUUAUGGCUGUAGUCAAUAUACGCUAGUAAAAAUGUAAAAACUCUGCUUUAACUGGGAAAAUCGUCUCAAUGGUUUCAUAAGAAAUUAAUAGGGUUACGGGGACCAAAUUUCCAUUCGGGUUUUAAUUGUAUACUCGCAAUCCCCUGGUCAAGGAAAUCUUUAGCUUCUGGGGAUAAAUAUUUUGAAACUAAUUAGUUCCUUGGCAGGUGAGAUGCUCUGCCAUUGUAAAAAUCCCCCAAAUGACUGUAAGGUUAAUAUUUCCAACGACUGCCCAGGAACCACUGUGUAGCCAUCUAUUUUAAACACAGAAAGGGAGACUUCUGGCUAAUGCCUAACAGGAAUAAAUCAUUCUGAUGUCAAAGCUCUUUAAAAGUUUUUAGAGGUGAAAUGCUAAAUCAGAAAGGAAGUACCCAUAAUCCAUGUUCCUUAACAAAACAAUUUUUCUUUAUCCGUUUAGAUCAUUCUUCUUGGAAAAGAUUGAGGUAAUUUAUAUUUUUAUUAUUUUUUUAUCUUGCCUUAAAAGUCUAAAGAAUUUUAUGCUUGUAGAUGAAAAUGUAUCUCUAACGGGAAAAAAAAAAGAACAUUUUGAAUUCUUAUAUAUUAACCUUUGUCAAAUUCGUAAGCCUGAAUAUUCUGUCAGGCAUGAAAUGGUGUCACUGUCUGGCCCUCCGGAUGGUAAGGGGUCCCAGCCACCAUCAUGCAAGUCCUGUUAAAUAGCUCUGAUUUUAGAGGCUGUGGCAGCCAAAAAAAAAAAAUUGAGAAGCUGCCAUAUUUCUGUUUAAUGACCUCUUUUCCCACUUCUUUCUUCUGGACGCCUCCCAGCUGAACCCUCCCCUCCUUGGACCCCACCCACUCUUCCUCCAGGCUGAAAAAUGCAUGGAAACAUACCGUCCUUCUCUGCCUCUCUCCCUUGUUUUGCCCAAAAUGAUGUACAUAAAACAGGAGAGUUGUUAGACAUUCUUAAGUGCCCUCACACGGAUCCUGUUGCUGAAAGAUUCAGACCCAUGCCUAAAACAGGGGUUACUACUGUUCAACUAUUAUUUGGUUAUUUUCUUUUUGCCAUGAAAAUAGCCAUAAUCUCCUUCAUUACUGAAGUGGCAGCGAGGCUGAAAAUUGUAUGGACUCUCUUAUGCUACCGUCAUGUCCAGGGGACCCCAUGUUCACAAUCCAUAAACUGUGACAUAUCUUGUGUCAUAAACGUAACCUGUGAAACCCAGCAUGCAUCCCAUCUUUCACUGGACAGUGAUGACGACACAUUCAUCCCUUCCACUCAUGUUGUUUGGCUUAACAUGUCAGGGGUGACGUGGGUUACCCUUACCAGCUUCGUGAAGCAAAGACCCAGGUAAAGAUGUGUUUGGCUUGAAUUACCUAAGACUGUUGCCUCCAUUCUCUACAUUGCCAAAUAGAAACAGCAGACUGGAUGGUCAUUCUGCUGAUUCAAUGAUACGUGUUUUCAUACAAACCAUCUUAUUGUGCAUUACAAUCAGUGAAGGAUUUUGAAAGUGCCAAGAGAAAAAUGUGGUGCGGAGAAUAAAGUUUGGUUUAGGGAUCCAAGAGUAGACUUUCCUUAG
Messenger RNA from Myotis brandtii (Brandt's bat), 5250 nucleotides. RefSeq names its product gamma-aminobutyric acid (GABA) A receptor, beta 1 (gene GABRB1). Gene Ontology annotation, cellular component: membrane; GABA-A receptor complex; neuron projection. The transcript has 9 exons. The coding region runs from base 438 to 1859 and encodes 473 amino acids. Gene Ontology annotation, molecular function: extracellular ligand-gated monoatomic ion channel activity; GABA-A receptor activity; neurotransmitter receptor activity. Lineage: Eukaryota; Metazoa; Chordata; Mammalia; Chiroptera; Vespertilionidae. The record is from RefSeq and is a predicted model, not a curated record. Gene Ontology annotation, biological process: nervous system process; monoatomic ion transmembrane transport; regulation of membrane potential.